AUGAUCAUAAAAAAAGAAAAUAGUGAUAACCACUAUCCCUCGCUUCGAGUGAGUGAUCUUCUGAUACGAAAGAACAUACCAAACCUCAUCGGACGAAGCAGCAUAUUAGCGAGUGCGGCUUACGGGUCGCACGCUGCUGCCGGGGCCUGGUGGGGGCAGCAUUCCCAUCCAGUGCACACGGUCGGUGCGACAAUGUAUGGAGAAGAUACGACCGGUGGCCAGACGGGGGUGGGGAACCGCAGUCCACCUACUUCUCUCCACAACUCGGCGGCCAGCCACGCCAGCGCCGCCAGUCACCUCGUGCAGCAGCAACAGCAGCAGCAACAGCAGCAAGUUGCUGCUGCGGCGGCUGCUGCGGCAGCGGCAGCAGCAGUGCAGCAGCAGCAGCAGCAGCAGCAGGUGCAAGCUCAACAACCUUCGACCACUCAGCAAAGCCAGAAUUCUGCAUCUUCGACACAGCAGCAAAGCAGUGGGGCUCAGGCACAGAUUGCUCCACCUUCCACCGCCAGCGAGUCCCCGGGUAGUGUGAGCUCUCAACCAUCAGGUCCUAUUCAUAUACCAGCCAAACGUCCUACUUUUGAUGCGGAGUCCCGACUCAGGCACUCGUACCCGUGGGGCUAUGACACAGCUGCUGACACCGCGUACCAUGCUCAGUAUCCUCCGUACGGGUUAGCCACUGAUAUAAAGCCAAUGUACUACCCUGGCUAUCCAACCGAUGCCAACUUCCAACCACACCCUUAUUAUCCAAAGUACGAACCGGACGCCUACAUAGCGGCAUCCAGCGAACGAUCCCGCGGCGUUACUGGUGAUCCACCCUCGUUGCAAUCAAGCUAUGAGUCUUAUAAUUCGGCAGGACUCAGGCCCUAUUCCAGUGAAACAUAUCCAAAUCCAGGCUCCAGUCUGUCGGUAGGGGUUAGUGGUGUUGGUUCCUGCACACCAUCAAAUCCGUUAGAGUGGACGGGUAACGUGACUGUACGGAAGAAGCGAAAACCCUACUCCAAGUUUCAGACGCUCGAGCUGGAAAAGGAGUUUCUAUUCAAUGCGUACGUCUCCAAGCAGAAACGUUGGGAACUGGCUAGAAAUUUAAACCUCACCGAGAGGCAGGUGAAAAUUUGGUUUCAAAACCGUCGAAUGAAGAACAAAAAAAAUAGCCAGCGGCAAUCGGCGCAGGGUAAUGGUAGCAGCAGCAACAGUUCCAACCACAACCAUUCCCAAGCACAAAGUCACCAUAAUCCACAUCAUUUGACUCUGGGUCUGGGUAUGCCGCCAUUACACGGCAGCAAAAUGCAUCAGUGACCUUUGGAGCAACCACAACCCCUUCAGCCACAGUCCCUUCAUCAACAGCAGUCGCAACAGCCAUCUCUUCAACAGUCACAAGCAAUUUUAGAACAUCGGCAAUCAAUCCUGUCGCAAACACGAGAGCAGCCACAAUCACAGCAUCAUCAUUCCGCCCACUCUCAUCAUUUACUUCAUCCAUCGCAUCAAGAAGAUGGUGACCAGCUGAAGAUGGAACUGUGCGAUGUACCUACUACACCAAUGUGCAAUCAUAUUGGACAUCCUCACCUGGUAAACUAUCAACAGCAGCAAUGAUGGAAGGAUGUACGAUGCGAUUAGUGGUCCAUAAUAAUGGUCUUCUG
Anopheles cruzii is the source of this 1637-nucleotide messenger RNA. RefSeq names its product homeobox protein abdominal-B-like. Gene Ontology annotation, molecular function: DNA-binding transcription factor activity, RNA polymerase II-specific; RNA polymerase II cis-regulatory region sequence-specific DNA binding. Gene Ontology annotation, cellular component: nucleus. Gene Ontology annotation, biological process: proximal/distal pattern formation; regulation of transcription by RNA polymerase II; anterior/posterior pattern specification. The coding region runs from base 1 to 1296 and encodes 431 amino acids. The record is from RefSeq and is a predicted model, not a curated record. The transcript is spliced from 8 exons. Lineage: Eukaryota; Metazoa; Arthropoda; Insecta; Diptera; Culicidae.